AUGCUUCUAAAAAAACUGAAAUGGGUAAUCGUAAUUUUUACCUCGAGUAAAGAUUAUAGUGUUGUACCAAUUAAUUGGCUUUUAGAGACAGAAGUUGAAAAUUUAUAUAGUAGUACUAUAAAGAAUUGUUACUGGCCACCCUUCAGAGUUACUAGUGUCCAUUUAAAAGAGGCCAAAGAUCCAGAACCAUCUUGGCAGCAGUAUCAAAUUAAAGUCGUUGGUGGUAACAAGACUUAUGGUAAUUUCAAUAAGGCUUGGCACAAACGAGUAGAAGUGGAAUCAACAGAUAGUGAAAAUAUUUUAAAUGACCCGUUACUUCUGAAAAAAAAGAAACAAAAUAUCUUAGACAGUAGUGACAGUGAUAAUGAAGAUACUGGUUAUACUAUUAUUCCCAAUAUUCAAGGGGCAACAGUGUCAGGAACAUUAUCUGAAGAGCCAUUGCAAACAUUUUUAACGAAUAAUAGUCCUUCUUUGUCAUCAGUAGUGGACUCCACUUUUUACAAAGAAAAUAAUAGUUAUACAGAUUUACAACCUUUGACACCUAUAGCAUCUCUGAUGCAAGAUACAGAUUACAUUAAUUUACCAACAACAAGUGAAUCUUCAAUUACAUCAAUGAUAUCUGAAUCUUCAAAUCCAGUAUCACAGAAUCUUGAAUCUACAGGGUCUCAAAAUCAAAACUUUCCAAAUACUAUUGAAAAAUUAUCUUAUCCAACAAUACAAAAUUCAUCUGAAGAAAUUCACAUACUAUUCAAACAAAUUUAUGAAGAAUUGAUAGCUAAUCGAAUGAUGAACGAUAGACUUUGUAAUAAGAUAGAUACUUUAAAAGAUGAUGUUAAAAAGUUCACCAGUCAAAUGGUACCAACAUUUGAUUUUUCAAAUGAUACUGAAGAUGUGUCGUUUUUAUCACAGUUUCCAUUGUCAUCUAAAGAAAAUGUUGUUGAGUGUGAAAAAGUAUUACAGAUUGAUUGUAAUAUAAAAGAGAAAUUGAAAAAUAUGUUUUGUACAAUUGGUGGUAACGAUGGUAAGACACAUCUUCGGCGUAUUUUAUCCAAAACAUUUACUAACAAAUUUGCUAUUGACUGUUCUUGGACUGGCAGGGCAUUUGAAAAAGAUGUAACAACAUUAAAAGUCAAAGAUUUACUGAUUAUUAGUUUAAUGAAGGGUAUAAUUAAAAAUAAGUAUCAAUAUUCUGAUUCUACAUUUGAAGUGGAAGUACAAAGUUGGUUUAGAACUGCUAAAACACGAUAUGACAGGGAAAAGUAA
Molecule: messenger RNA, 1263 nt
Organism: Aphis gossypii (cotton aphid)
Lineage: Eukaryota; Metazoa; Arthropoda; Insecta; Hemiptera; Aphididae
Exons: 7
Coding region: 1-1263 (420 amino acids)
Source: RefSeq, a predicted model, not a curated record